This is a messenger RNA of Cantharellus anzutake, 1392 nucleotides long. RefSeq lists its product as uncharacterized. Gene Ontology annotation, molecular function: 3'-5' DNA helicase activity; four-way junction helicase activity. The record is from RefSeq and is a predicted model, not a curated record. Bases 1 to 1392 code for a protein of 463 amino acids. Gene Ontology annotation, biological process: double-strand break repair via homologous recombination. Gene Ontology annotation, cellular component: chromosome; cytoplasm. The transcript has 7 exons. Lineage: Eukaryota; Fungi; Basidiomycota; Agaricomycetes; Cantharellales; Hydnaceae.
AUGCCAAUGGUACCUUACAUCCGCAACCCUCGAUGCACGUACUUGCAGCAAGGGUGGGGAUUAUACAAAUACAGUAGAGAAUCCUGCAAAGAUCUUGCGUUCCUUGUGCCGUUGGGACUCAAAGAAUCCGACCCUGUCAUGCCAGUGCCAUUCUUUGUUUACUGCAAUUCUCGAAAUGAUGCAGAAUGGAGUGCCACUUACCUCCGGUCUCGAGUGGAUGGGUCACUAAAGAAGAGGAUAAUUUGGGUCCACUCAGGGAUGUCGGAUAAACACAAACAGCAAGCAAAUCCUUGGGGUUGUAAAACAAAGGGUUUUGACUUACCAAAUAUCGCAAGACUCGUCCAAUUUGGCCCACCUGACAACUUGAGUACGCUUGCACAGCGCUUUGGUCGUGCAGCAAGGGACCCGGACAUGAGUGGUAUUGUCAUCCUUCUUGCACCACAAGAUUAUUUCGAAGAAACCUGCCGUGAGCGAGAAGGGAGGGCAAAGAAGAUGGCCAAACGGAAAAAACGUAAAGCCACUAUGCAGAAAAUCACAAGCACAGAUGACCAGCCAAGGAAGCGAACAAGGCAACUGCUUACCAUGGUUAAUCAUGUGGAUGCCCACGAAGUUGCCGCAUCUAACAAUGAAUUUGAUGAAUAUCUGCUUGAUCUUCAUCAACCAGAUCCGACGCUGCCAUUGCGAGAGGAUGUUUGGCCGUCAAGCGACAAUGAUCACCCUGAUGAGAGGCAUUGUGAUUUGGAAGCAUCCAGUGUAUUGGAGGAUGAAAUGUGGGAUGAGUUUCUGGAUAUCGAUUUUGAUGUGGUGUGUAAGGCAAUGGAGGGUGGGAAUAGCGCCACCAAUGGGAUAGAAUGCAUGGAUGCCAUUGAGCCAUCUGUGGAGCGUGUUGAAGACAGUGGUGUUCAUGUGUCAACACAGAAUAAACCAAGAAUGGUGAAGGUGAAGAGGGGGCCAGCAGACCGCAAGAAUAUUGACCCAGGUCUUGAUGCAUUUAUCAAUGCUGACCUGCUGCCAGAUGGUGAUCCUAGGAGGGGUUGCUGUAGUAAGUGGAACCCACAGCACGUCGAACCCAAGUCCAAAUAUGAGAAGAAUGAUGCCUGGUCGACUGCUCUUGACAAGGCACUUUAUGAGUGGAGAAAGGAGGAAUUUGCCCACACUCACCCUGACCGCCAUGAUGAUAUGUGGGUGGGAGACUGGCUCAUUCUCCCAGAUGAUGUAAUCGAUGACAUCAUCUAUCUCGCACAUCUGAACAAGCUAACAUGUUGCGAGAAGUUCAUUCAACUUGUUGAUUGGGUAUAUCAUGAACACUAUGCUUUGGAAUUACUCAACAUUGUGCACAAGAUAUUUGCACUCCCCCCUGAAUCACCCACUGUCGCUCAAAAUGCGUCCUGA